AUGGAUUAAAAUUUAGUUGAUUAAAAAUUAUUUGAAAAGAAAUAUCAAAAAUUAUAAUAGAAUGCAAUUUAAAUUUAUUAAGAAGAAAAAAGAUCUUCUUUAAUAGAACAAUAAAAUUAAUUGAAGGAUGUCUUAAAUAUAUAAUAAGAGUAUAUACUAGAUGAAGAGGAUAUAGUUCCUUGUAUGACUGAAUUAAAUGAAAAAAAUGAUAAACAAGAGUUAUAUUAAUCAAAAAACAACUUAUAAUAAUAUGAAAAAAAAGAAGUCAUAUUUUAAAUUAAACUAAUCUAUUAAACUCAAACGUAUAUAAUUAUAUUAUAUAAAAAAAUCAUUCUGACAGACUAAAUAUUAUUCAACAACAUUUUCCACAACCUUUCUUUGAAAAUUAUUUAAAUUUAGUUUUUUUUAGUCUAUAAUAAUAAUAAUUUUCUUACAUAUCCUGUUCCUCCUAAUACGAUUAUAAAAUCAUUAGAAAUUAUUUCCAAAGGCUGA
Messenger RNA from Paramecium pentaurelia, 492 nucleotides. The record is from the annotation of a GenBank genome assembly. NCBI's taxonomy places the organism in Eukaryota, Ciliophora, Oligohymenophorea, Peniculida, Parameciidae.